Messenger RNA from Neocloeon triangulifer, 2912 nucleotides. RefSeq lists its product as uncharacterized. Bases 1164 to 2417 code for a protein of 417 amino acids. NCBI's taxonomy places the organism in Eukaryota, Metazoa, Arthropoda, Insecta, Ephemeroptera, Baetidae. The record is from RefSeq and is a predicted model, not a curated record. The transcript has 12 exons.
GGCGUUUAAAGAUCAAAGAUUUUGUAAACAAAAUAAUCAACCGGCAUGUUUCCCUGCAUCAGCAACCUUCUAAUUUACUCUCAGGAAUUCGGAUCUGAGUUGAGAAUCGAGAUCGGAGAAGAGUUGCUUCUUCGCCACCGUUUGCGAUUCGGAGAUCGAGCUCGUCCGUUCGUUUCAUGAAGAAGAAACGGAUGAUCCACUUUGCCUCACCUCAGUACAUAUGUACAUAUGAGUCAUGACCCUCUAGUUGUCUGCUGACACCCUCGAUUGAGGAAUUGCCCCUGGAGGCGGCGCGGUUGCCUGACCAAGGGCACGUCAACCCAAGUUUGACCUCGGCUCCAUCAAGAUUGACCACCUGGAGCGAGUUUGCAUCAAGAGCCUAUUCUGGUGAAUCAUUCUCUGCCAGAGCACCCACCACCUUGAAAGGCUUCCAGAUGCAGAGUGCGAGCAGCAGAAUUAACCUCAGGAUCUGGUCACAAGACCAAGUAUGAGAAAACUUGUGCCCACCUCAUCAAUGCACUCUCAGAGUUUGAGAAUUGAAGAGAAAUGUCUCGUAGAAGAGACCUCGCAGGUUCUGCUGGAAAUUGUGCAUGGAAAAAGCACUGAAGGAUCUUUGCUCUAUGGAGGGCUCAUAAAAACCACACGGAGGAAUUUGCAAUCUGAAUGGAAAUGCUGCUGGAAAAAAACUCAUUGGAGACUGGCUGCGCAGUCACUCUCCCAGGAAAAACCUUAUGGAAAUGGCAAAGUUUGGACCGAUUAAAACAAAUAACUCUAAGAAGCUUUGAAAGUAAAGUUAUUUUUAAAUGAGUUUAAUUUCAAUAAAGCAAAAUUGGUUUGGCGCCAGUCAUUUUGCUACUUAAUUUAAUAAGUUUUACCGCUGCUGACCAUGUUCGAAGUCGCUUUUGUCUUUUUGCCGCUGCGACCACUGACAAAGUUAAUUUUGUGUGAAUGCAAUUUUCGAAUGAUUAAAUCAAAUUUCUUUGAUUCUUUGGUUAUAAAUAAUUCUUGGCGCGGCAGCUAUUUAAGCUGUAUAGACAGCUCUAUAAUAACAUUGGUUGAUUCUUCCCCUCUGUAGACUUCCACCUCCAGUAUCUCUCCCCUCUGCUAGUCAAAAAGAGACAAGAGGCAGAAGCCAGAUUCAAUCAGAGACAAACGAAAAUUGAAUGAUGGAGCAGCAAACUCUGCGAAUUCUCACGGAGACGGACGAAUUGAAGUACGUUGCGGCCUCCAGCAUUGUCAAACACUUCCAACACGAAACCCUGAACAUCCAGAACAUCAGGAAGGGCGAUGAUGUUCUGGUUUGGAACGGCGAAUUCAAGAAAGGGUCAGCGGGCGAUUUGAUCAAAGAUGAGUACAGGGCCAUGGUGGUUCAGCCCCCUGCUGUUCUUGCAGCAGGCGAAUCGUCUGCUUCGACGGCCACGACUUCUGCCAACCCCCAAGUGUUUGCUGUAGGACGUGCUGGGGGUUCAGCUUCCACCUCGAACAUGUUGCCCGAGACUGCUGCUGAGCCGUGCACAUCGGGCUGCUCGGCUGACAACACAAAGGACGACCAGGACAUGUUGUGCGGCUUCACUAGAGAAUUUGCGAGAAAUCAAUUCAAAGCGGGCCUUUCCCUGACCAUCCCGCAUUUGGCCAGACGGUUGUCACCGGCGAAUGCGCAGAAUGAGACCGCUAAGACUGUAGUUACGGAUUCAUGUCGUGACGAGGGUCCGCCUUUCCCUGCUUCUGCCGAAGAGGCUUCCUUGGAGGCUUCGUCCGACAGCUCGGACGAAUCGGAGCCGUCCGACCUUUCUGACUCGGACGAUCCCUCUGCUCCAUUGCUGGGCAAGAAGACUGAUGUUGAGAAGCAACGGGAAGAGCCAAGCCACUCAAAAGCUGGAGAGUCCCCUGGCAAAGCCAAAAUGGCGGCAAGGAAGCAAAAAAAAUUGAGUUUAGGUAAGAGGAUUCAACUGAAAGCCGUGAAGAGUCUCGUCCUUGACAACAACCUGAACCUGCAAAAUGUGGUGGCGACGGCCACCAGCACAGACUCGGACGUCUACCACGAUAGUGCCCUCUUCGACUUGGCGUUUGCUUCAAGAACAAAUAAAAGUAAAUCGACAGCUCGAACUCAGGAACUGAUGCGUCGAUUCUGCAAAUGGAUUUGCACUCACGCCGAAUUUGAGGAGCUGAGGCAAGAACAGGGCUUCCAGGUUCCAGAGGAAGAAGUGGUUCACAAGAGGGAGCGCGUCAAGAAAUUUGCUGGAGGGUCUUCUGACAACAUCUCGACGCGAAGGUCACCUAGACUCAACCCUGACAGCGCCGAGCCAGCUCCAGCUCAAACCACUUCGGCCAACGAACUGUUGCUCACACCCACCAAGACCAAGAAGAAGCCCAAGGCCCUGGCUGCAACGGCCGCCUCUGGUUCUCGACUUGCGUAAACAAAGCGGUGUCCAACUCAAAACGACUACAGCUGCAGCGGAUGGACGUCAAAAUUCCGCAAGUCUGGAACACUUUGGUUGUAUCGGUUGGGUCAUCUUUCCCACCACUGGAGGGCAAUCGACUCCAUUUGUGGCCGCAAUUCCAAAAUUCUUCUAUUGUUUAAUAUGAUAACUUUUAUGGAAUGACGUGACCUAAUCAACUGACUGAUCAAUGUGUUUUUUCUGCAAAUCAGUUUACUAUAAUUAAUUUGUGCGUUCGAAUGUCAAUUUAGUUAACUCAAUUUCUCAGCUUAAGUUAUUUCUCAUUAAAUCUCUGUACUGUUUAAAACUUAGUUAAUUUUUUAAUUCUGAAUUGAAUCGUUUUACUGAAAAAUCAUUUGUAUUGUUGCACUUAAAUCUUUAAUGUUGGACCGCUAUAAUUAUUUAUAAAAAAUGUAUUUGAAAUAAUGAACUGAUUUUUUACUUGCACUUGAUUAUUGAAUAAUCUUUAAUUUG